Mizuhopecten yessoensis (Yesso scallop) is the source of this 2601-nucleotide messenger RNA. RefSeq names its product 28 kDa heat- and acid-stable phosphoprotein-like. The coding region runs from base 88 to 642 and encodes 184 amino acids. Gene Ontology annotation, cellular component: cytosol. NCBI's taxonomy places the organism in Eukaryota, Metazoa, Mollusca, Bivalvia, Pectinida, Pectinidae. The transcript is spliced from 6 exons. The record is from RefSeq and is a predicted model, not a curated record. Gene Ontology annotation, molecular function: RNA binding.
UACAACAAUCCUAGCUCGAGGUCUGAGAGGUGCGAAAGCCCUGUAGAGUUUUUUCUUUGUCGGGUGGAUCUGUUAGCAUAGACGAAAAUGCCUAGAGGGGGUGCCAGAGGAGGAGGAGGUGGAGGAGGUGGAAGGGGAGCUAAGCGUAUAUUCAAGGGUCAGAGACGCCAUUUCACAGAUGAAGCACAGAUCACUUCAGACAUGGAGAAAGCUGAACGUGAACAGCAGUGGCGGAAAGCAAGAGGAGAGGUGGAUGAUGAUCGAGUGCAGCCUGGCGACCUCCCACCCUCUGGGUCAGAAUCUGAGGAGACAGACUCUGAAGAUGAAGCGGCAAAGCCAAAAGGAGUGGCACAUCUGAUUGAAAUAGAAAAUCCAAAUCGGCAGAAUCGGGCUCAGUUGAGGAAGGUGACAGAUGAAGCUGCCACUACUAAGACAGAAUUGUCAAGAAGGGAACGAGAGGAGAUAGAAAAGCAGCAGGCAAGGGAAAACUAUCAGAAACAGCACCUGGCUGGUAAGACGGAGGAGGCGCGGGCAGAUUUGGCCAGAUUGGCAAUCAUCCGCAAACAGAGGGAGGAAGCAUCUAAGAAACGUGACACAGAUGCUGAGAAAGCAAAAGAAGCAGUAACCAAGAAGAAAUCCUGAUGUUUCUAUGAAUAGACUUAUUUCAUAUUUAAAUAAGCAAGUGAUGAUUGGUUGUGGGUACAGCCAGACUACAGUACUAGUGAUGGAUGGUGGGGGUGAGGUCAGGGGUCGCCCUCUGAGGCACGUUAGGUCAAACCCGGAUUCCACAGUUAACAGCUUCCUUGGUUGUUGUGUUCUCAUUAUAAAGUCUUUGUCAUUGUUACCCUGGCUCAGCAGUUACUUGAAAUGUACACAUGGUAGACAAUUUCAGUAUCUAGAUUCAUUGUAACUCUUAAAUACUAAAACAGUUAAACAAUAUGUAUACUUUAUUUUCUAAUAUUUCAAAUACAUUUUCAAUGUCUAGAUUGUUAGAGGAAACAAUGAUGUUGAUAUUGCUGUACAUCAGAUUCCCUAGAUAACUUACUCUCAAUCAAGGGAUGAUAUUUUCUUUGAAUCCCAGACGAGGUAAAGCUGAAUGUUCGGUUUUGCAAAAUAUCAUACUGAGAUAGACGUAGUUCUUAAGCAACAGUAUGUGAUUUUUUUUCUCAUGUUUCUAAAAGUGAACUUUUUAUCAGACAAGAAUAAAUGAUCUGAAAAACAGAGAUAUUUCUAUCCAGAGCAAUCGGCAUUUGAAAACAAAAUCCAGCUUUGGCAUCAAACACUGAUGUCAUCACUGACAUGAGAUACUCACACUGGUCAUGGAUAUCCUACGAGAUUUCCUAUUCUGUGGCAUGGGAAAUUAUAUUGAUAGUAUAUUGCAUCAGCUUGUUUGUGUCAAAAUUAAUUUACUGAAUCAUAUGCAAUACUCCUAGUGGCUUUAAUACUUUGUUAUAUCCAUAUCCGUAUGAAAAGGGCACUGUCACAUUGAUUUGCACCCCAAAAAAAUGUAUAAAACACGUUUGAGUCUAAGCUUAAAUUUUGACCCUGACUAUCACAAACACUUUUGAGUCUGUGUUAGAUUUGAACACCUUCUAUCACAAACACUUUUGCAUCUAAGCUUAGAUUUGUACUGUGACAUAGUUUGAAUGUAUUGAAAAUUAAGCUCAAAAUUCAGUUGAGGCAGACUUACAGAAAGUCUGUGAUAUAUUAAGGCACGGAUAUUUAAAGUUUUUGAAAAUAUACCAGGAACUUGUAGUUAUGUUGGAAGAUAAUCCCCACCAAUAUAUAAAUACGUGUAUAAGAAACUAUGUUUGUAUACUGUUGUUGCCUUGUAAUUUAAUUAUCAUGCAUUCAAUUCAAGGCUUACAUGUAUGUUUUGUAGACUGAAGUAAUGAAGCACUAUGAUACAAGUUUCAUGUAAGGUAGAUGAUAUGCUAAAGUGCUAUGAAUUAGUCUUAUAUUUGGUACAUUAAUGAGGUACAUGCUAUAGGUCUUACAUCAAACAUAGAUGACUAUGCAAUCUAGGCACCAAAAUAGAUGAAAUUAUCAGAUUUUUUUGUUGAUUUUUUUUUUACUUCUUGCAAGUUUUAUGCAUGUGCAGUUUUCUAUGACAAGAGUAGUUGAUCAUUCACCAAAUCUUUCCAAACUCCAAAGUCUCUUUGUAAGAGGUCCACAUUGUGAAGUGUGAGCAAUUUAACUUUUACACAACAAUCUAAAAAAGGUUAUUAAUCAUGUUGUAAAUCAAUUAUUAUAUCAGGACCAAGUACAUCUUAUUUAGGAUAUAUUCAAAUGUAUGGUGAAAAUUGAAAACUCCCUGGUAUACUGACAAUUUUGUUGGGUCAUUGCUUGUUCCAAUGUACAAUUCUCCUUUAAUUAAAUUCAUUUAAAGAGCUGUGUUCUGAAUGUAUUAAUGAAAUGUUUGGAAGACAUUUCCUCAAAUGAAGUGCAUGUCCAUGCGUCGUUAAGGAGUAGAAUUGCAUUAUUAACUGUAUGGAAUCUAUUACCCUUAUAAAUCAUGUUCAUAUUAAUGUUUUCUGUGAAAAUAAGAUAACUGUUAAUUACCAUGGUGGUCAAGUGCUAUAUUAAAAUAUUUCGAGUUUA